Molecule: messenger RNA, 1641 nt
Organism: Sungouiella intermedia
Lineage: Eukaryota; Fungi; Ascomycota; Pichiomycetes; Serinales; Metschnikowiaceae
Source: the annotation of a GenBank genome assembly
AUGUUGCUCUCUCGCUCCGUCGCUCUUUCUAUUUUGGCCACCCUCGGCGUCAACGCCUUGGUCCUCCCCAAUGUCGGCGACAUCAUCGAUGUCUUCCUGGGCUCUGAGCUUGCUGAGCUCAAGGAUUCCAUCGUGGAAUCUUCCAAGAAGUUGGGCCAGCAGGUCAUUUCAACCGUGGCUGACUACGAGGCCAAAUUCGCAAACUCAAAGGCUCUUGCUCCUUUGAUGGACAACGAUAGACAGGCCAUUGCUCACAAGUACAUUGUGGUGUUCAAGACCGGCUUGGCCCCUGAUGCAACCCAAUUCCAUCGCGAGUGGGUCGCUGCCAAGCACGCAGAGGAUGUCAAGUCCACCGACGCUUCCGACGAUUACUUUGCUUCUAUCAAGGACGCCAACGUGGAGGGCGGUAUCUCCGAUAUUUUCGACAUUGCUGACUUCUUAUCUGGAUACUCCGGUUACUUCUUGGAUCUGACCAUUGAUUGGAUCCGUCGCGAUCCUUCAGUGGCUUUUGUCGAGAAGGACUCCAUGGUUUACGCUAAUGAGUUCGAAGUGCAGAAGGGUGCUCCCUGGGGUUUGGCCAGAAUCUCCCACAGAGCUCCUCUCUCCUUGGGCUCCUUCAACCAGUACCUCUAUGAUUCCGAGGGUGGUGAGGGUGUCACCUCCUACGUGAUUGACACUGGUGUGUUCGUUGACCAUGUUCAAUUUGAAGGCAGAGCCCUUUGGGGUGCCACCAUCCCAUCGGGCGACAGCGACACUGAUGGUAACGGUCACGGUACCCACUGUGCCGGUACAAUUGCCUCCAAGGACUACGGUGUGGCCAAGAAGGCCAACGUCGUGGCUGUUAAGGUGUUGAGAUCGAACGGUUCAGGUUCCAUGUCCGAUGUCGUUAAGGGUGUUGAGUUCGCUGCCAAAUCUCACCAGGCUGCUGCUAAGGCUGGAAAGAAGGGCUUCAAGGGCUCCACCGCUAAUAUGUCUUUGGGUGGAGGUAAGUCUCCGGCCCUUGACUUGGCCGUCAACGCUGCUGUUAAGGCCGGUAUCCACUUUGCCGUGGCCGCUGGUAACGAAAACCAGGAUGCUGCCAACACUUCCCCAGCAUCCGCUGAGUUGGCCAUCACUGUCGGAGCAUCGACCAUUUCUGAUGCCAGAGCAUACUUCUCCAACUACGGCUCCACUGUGGAUAUUUUCGCUCCAGGUCUCAACAUUGUCAGUACUUACAUUGGAUCUGAGACUGCCACUGCCACUUUGAGUGGUACUUCGAUGGCUUCUCCACAUAUUGCUGGAUUGUUGUCGUACUUCGUCUCGUUACAACCAGGCGCCAAGUCUGAAUUCUUUGUCUCCGACAAGGGUGUCUCAACUACUCAAUUGAAGAAGAACUUGGUGAACUACGCCUCUAAAAACAAGUUGACUGACAUUCCAGAAGACGGUACUCCAAACAUUUUGGCAUUCAACGGUGCUGGCCACAACUUGACUGACUUCUGGAGUGGAGCUGUGUAUUUGGAGAGUGCUAAGGCAGUCUCCGAUAACGAGUUCUCCAUUCUUGGAGACAAGUUUGAGGCCAUGUACGAGAAAGUGGGCAAGGACUCAAAAGAGCUCUUGGAUGAGGUAAAGGAGCUCGUCAACGGCAUCUACAACAGAGAUUAG